CGUAUACCGUGAUGGAACGACCGUUUUCGCCGCCGCUAGUCACAGUCAAGUGCUGCCGGUUUGAUCUGCGUCUGUAACCCUGCACCGCACCGUGCUCCACCGUGUGCAGCACAAAUCUCAGGGGGUCGGAAGUGUAGGGUGGCCAGUAGCGAAUAGUGUGCGUGAAUCUAUACGCGAGGGGGGUGAAAUAGUAACAGGCCAUAAUAAUACUAGGGAUUUUUUUUCGCGCUCGUUCGGGAAAGGUUACCCUCCCGUCUUCCGCCGUUCGUCGGAAGGACCCGCGAGUGUGACACACGGUGCGAAUUUAAUUACUGAUAAUCCUUUCGGGUCGCAAUUGUUCUGUGACAGAGCCGCCGAGCGGACUGGCCUUUCUGGCUUUGUGGAAGAUCUUGUUGGAAGAAGUUUCUGCGUAGGUGUCGAGUGUUUGAAAUCCAGAAAUCCAAUUGGAAGCCGUUGAUAAUUGGACAGUGUUUGAAAAAACGAGUAGUGGAACGCAAGUGCAAUAUCCAUAGGUAGCGACGGGUUUGCGAAAGUUUUUACGGUGCAAUGCAGUAAAAUGGCUACAAUGAUGUCACACAAUUUGCCGUUGAUACCGUUGCCUCUGAAGGCCACAACGGCGGCAGCUUUGGCAAAGACUACGGCCGGGUUGAUGAUGUCCGGGUUGCUAGGGAAGCACCCGGGAGAAGAUAUCUACGGAAAUGGAGCCCUUGGUUUGCCGACGGAUCGCAGUAGUCCGGAUGUGGCCAGUAGUGAGGCACGGUCAAGUCCGGAAUCGUUGAUGAUGGUACAGCAAAAGGAACGUGAGGAUGACCGGAUGAGUUGCUGCAGUGACGAUAGUGAACUGUCUGUGGGUCAAGAGGGACUGGACGGAAGUGACAAAACUAUGAACAGUGUUGAGAAACUGAGCGUAAUUAGUGCAAAUUCAAGGAUGACUGGUGUGGACGUUGAAAAACUAAUUGAUCGGCACAGUGUUGAGGUGGGGGAUGAAGUGAGCAAUGAUUCUUCGCGAUAUUCAAGUUCCAAGGACCCGUCGGAGGAUUUCAUGAAGAUUCCGCUGAUGCGACCUAGUCCAACGCGAUUGCACGAAGAGUUCCUAAGAAAUUCGCAACUAUAUGCGGAAGAACUGAUGCGGCAACAGAUGCAAAUCGUGGCCGCAGCGCGGGGUCUGAACCUGAGUCCAAAGCCGUUGGAUCCAGGACUGGGGUUGGUUACCAGACUACAAGAUAAUCGUAGUCCCGGUAGAGUAGGCUUCAUUGACGAGCAGAAAAUAGGCUUUCGACCGCACAUCCGAGGCGUCGGGGAGAUAUACCAGGAUCGUCACCGCUGGUCCGAUGAACGAAGUGUCCAAUCUCCUCCGGAGUCGUCUUCCUUCCGCGGAAUCCACUCGCACCUGAGUGCCAUCUCUCAGAUAACCCAGAAUCUCAACAGUGACAUCAGCAAGCUAACCUCCCCUUCAAGUCUAACCAGUAUGACCUCGCGUGAAAGUUCGCAAUCACCUCCACAAGCCGCCGCUCAUCUCCUACAGAUGAACAACAACAUCGCUCUGAACGAUCAAAACCUCAAAUUCAGCAUAGAUAAUAUUCUGAAGGCCGAUUUUGGCCGCCGCAUCACCGACCCAUUGAAGCGCAGUGGCAAAAGCUAUGCGAAAAAGCCGUCGGCUCCCGGUGAAAAGCCUACUGCGAUGGAUCUGACGGCAGUCGAGAAGCUCAGUGCCGUCAUUGCGAAUGGCACUAGCGGUAGUGCGAAUAACAGUGCCAGCAGUGUUGCCAGCAGAAGCCUAAGUUCAAGUGCAAGUGGAAGUGAAAUCGAAGUACCCACGUCUCCGUCGUCGUCCAGUGGCAAGGCCGGGGAGACGGGAAGUAGUGGUGGCGGUGGGAGCAGUUCAUCGUCAUCCGGAGGCCCAAUGGUAUGGCCAGCCUGGGUCUACUGUACCCGCUACAGUGAUCGUCCUAGUUCAGGUGAGUUGAUCAGCAGCACACAUUCCUGCCGGCUGAUGACCAGCUUUUGA
Ochlerotatus camptorhynchus is the source of this 2008-nucleotide messenger RNA. RefSeq names its product homeobox protein invected-like. The transcript has a single exon. Gene Ontology annotation, molecular function: DNA-binding transcription factor activity, RNA polymerase II-specific; RNA polymerase II cis-regulatory region sequence-specific DNA binding. NCBI's taxonomy places the organism in Eukaryota, Metazoa, Arthropoda, Insecta, Diptera, Culicidae. The coding region runs from base 557 to 2008 and encodes 483 amino acids. Gene Ontology annotation, cellular component: nucleus. Gene Ontology annotation, biological process: neuron differentiation; regulation of transcription by RNA polymerase II. The record is from RefSeq and is a predicted model, not a curated record.